Alternaria atra is the source of this 960-nucleotide messenger RNA. RefSeq lists its product as uncharacterized. The coding region runs from base 1 to 960 and encodes 319 amino acids. The transcript is spliced from 3 exons. NCBI's taxonomy places the organism in Eukaryota, Fungi, Ascomycota, Dothideomycetes, Pleosporales, Pleosporaceae. Gene Ontology annotation, molecular function: nicotianamine synthase activity. Gene Ontology annotation, biological process: nicotianamine biosynthetic process. The record is from RefSeq and is a predicted model, not a curated record.
AUGGCGACCACCGAACGGAAACCUGCAGCGGAAUUAUCCAAGUCAACCACCCCUGUCAGCUCCCUUACAGUCACUCCUCCCGUCACGCCGAAUGCGACAAGUACAACGGCGCACCAGUUAGUUUCCGAGAUCAGAAACAUAUACACGGUACUCAGCGAACUAUCUUCCUUAGCGCCUUCAGAGCAGGUCAACUCUCUCCUCACGCGACUCGUGAACCUUUGCGUCGUGCCGUAUAGUGCGGAAUUUACAACCUACUUCUUCCGCAUACCAGGCGUAGAGAGCCUAUGCUCAAAUUUGCGACCGCUAUGUUCAGAAGCCGAAGGGGAGUUGGAGCAGUUCUGGGCGAAGCGCAUGCUCAAUGAUCUUGGCACAAGACAACAACCACCUAAAACCGUUCUUCGAACGUUCCCAUACUACCAAAACUACGUCGAUCUCUCCCGUCUGGAAUGCUCAGCCAUAGAAGCUUUCCUCCCCACGUCACCUACCAAAAUUGCCUUUAUUGGCUCUGGUCCAUUACCACUCACCUCUCUCUGUUUCUUAGAUCGCUACCCCGCCGCCAAAGUGCACAACGUCGAUCGAGAUUCUUCCGCGCUACAUGUCAGCGAAUCGUUGUGUAAGCGAAUAGGCUACGGCGAACGCAUGGGUUUCGCUUGUGAAGACAUUACUCAAGAAUCACUUUCAUCAAGAUCAGAAUGGCGAUCAUGCCAAGUCGUCUUCCUUGCUGCACUUGUUGGUAGGGAUACCCACACGAAGCUCAACAUACUAAAAAGUAUGGCGAGGAAGUUGAUGCCAGGGACAUUGAUGGUGGCGAGAAGUGCGCAGGGUAUGCGGAGUGUGUUAUAUCCAAUACUGGAGCUAUCUGAAGAUCUCCAAUCCAUUGGUUUCGAGAUUCUCGCUGAAGUACAUCCCUGGACUAAAGUCGUCAAUUCUGUAAUCGUUCUUCGCGUCAAGGAGAGGUGA